Molecule: messenger RNA, 1260 nt
Organism: Gamsiella multidivaricata
Lineage: Eukaryota; Fungi; Mortierellomycota; Mortierellomycetes; Mortierellales; Mortierellaceae
Exons: 3
Coding region: 1-1260 (419 amino acids)
Biological process (GO): proteolysis
Molecular function (GO): cysteine-type peptidase activity
Source: RefSeq, a predicted model, not a curated record
AUGUCACCAGUCGAGGCAAUAAUGGUCCCUUUUUUAUCAGGAGAUCCGGCUCCUGAAAAUGUCAUCCUGGAAUCAAAAGUCCCAUAUAUCGAUCGUAUUCCUCCUCAUGAGCAACUCUCCAAGAUCAUUCAGCUCACGAAUGAUCUUGGAGACUGUCACUUGGUCCAUUUUCCAGGGGUUGGCUAUUUUACACCUAGUGCCAUCCGCAUGUCGAUCCAGGUUGAUUCCACAAGAACAUUUACUGAAACCCUCCAGAGUGUGGCGAGAUGGAUUGAGCUCACCGUCCGCCAACUGGACGCUGACUUUACUGCGUGGUUCUUGAAUAUAAUUAUGGAGCACAAACCAUAUCAGAAGGUGUUCUCCCCUUCCUUCUUCCCUCAAUCGCAUAUCAGUCUCAAGUCUGUCCUAUCAGUUGCUAAGGAAGAAUGGCUUGAUGACGAGGUGGUUAGUGGUAUUCAGGCGUUCUUCGAUCGCUCCUAUGGACAGGGUGGCCAGUACUUAUUUGCGCCUUCUUCAUAUAUAUGGCCUAAUUCUAAGGUCUCGGGACGCGAGAAGGAGCAAACCAGGGGUGGACGCGCCAAAAAGCUGUUCGCGAUUGCUUAUAUGGGACAACACUGGGGCGUUGUAUGCCUUGACCUCAAGAAGUAUCAGGUCCUCUUUGGUGACUCCAUUGGCUGGCCUGUACCACAUGAAGCAAUCGACGCUUUAGUGAAGUGGAUGGACCCGCCUGCCGAGGACCUUCCCAAGUGGAGGAAAGCCAGCAAGAAUGUCCUGCCUUUCUUGACCCCAAAGCAGCAGGACAGCGGAUCCUGUGGCAUACUAGCCGCUAUGGCCAUCGAGCAACAUGUCAAUCCAUACGUCGACUGGUCAGCCCAUGCCUUCGCUUUGAAUCAUCGGGUCCGGUUCUUGCGUCUAUUAACGGGCUAUACUUCGAUGGAGGAUGAUGACCUCGUCCGUGCCUUCAAGAAGUAUGUGAAAGACGAUACGCAACACCCAACACCAGAGGAGGACAUGGCAGACUAUCUUCAUGAUCUCUUCAAGUUUAGUCAUCCUGACGGCCUCACAGUCAAAGGGAACGCGAAAGUGGCUGUCCAGGACGAGGCGAAGGUCGACCCUCAAGACAAAGCAAAGAUCGCGGUGAAGGACAAGCCAAAGCUCGUGGUCAAGGACAAUACGAGGGCUCCGGUGGAGGACAAUGCGAGGAUUGUGGUACAGCAUAAGACAGACAUCAUCUUCGACAAAGACAGCGAUGUGGAUUAG